UUUGCGCCGGCUGUCAGUCCAGUGCCGGUUACAGCUGUAUGGUGUUUGCCAAGCAAGUAUCUUAGCUAUGAUUUUGUGUUUUUAUAGCGUAAAUUACACGAGAAACGUAAAGACUCGGUGGUAGGUGAAUACUGUGAUGUGGUGAGAGUGAAGACCCGUGUGUGACAAGUAUACGCGUUUAGCUAGCACAUCACAGUCAGUCGUUUUGUGGUUAAAAGGACUUGAAAUAGGUUUUUAUUUUCACUUCACGGGGUAACGGCAGCUAAAAAUAAUGCUAAAGCUGUUUUUAAGACAUGCCCGUCGCUUUCCGUGGGUUACCAACGUGACACUGUACGGCUGCCUGUUCGCCGGGGGGGACUUCGUCCACCAGUGGUUCUCCGGGAGGGAGACCAUCGAGUGGAGACAAACACGGAACGUCGCGGUGGUCGCGUUUAGUUUCCAUGGCAACUUCAAUUUCUUCUGGAUGCGUUUCCUGGAGAGGAGAUUUCCCGGGAACUCUAUCGGGAUGGUGAUGAGGAAGCUGUUCCUGGACCAGACGACGGCUGCGCCCCUCGCCACCAGUGUCUUCUACACAGGUGUCAGUUUCUUGGAGGGCAAAGAAGACAUCUUGGAAGACUGGAGAGAAAAAUUCCUGAAUACUUAUAAGACAGGGCUAAUGUUCUGGCCAUUCAUGCAGUUUCUGAACUUUGCCUUGGUGCCUCUGUAUGUGCGGACCACCUUCACUGGCUGCUGUGCCUUCAUCUGGGCCACUUUCUUGUGCUUCUCACGUCAGACCGGUGAUGGCACAGCUGGUGCUGCGCUGGCGUGGAUGUUCCCUCAUAAAGACGAUGAUGCCGAAUACACUAAAGAGAAAGACAAGGUGGAUGCCCCCAGCAAAGGGGCAUGACUAUGUAAACCCACACAGUAGCAGAGUCAGUCGUUUUUAUGGAAGGUGACAAAACGUCAGCUGGACUAGUGGACUGCGGUCUAACUCAGCUGAUGUUACACUAACACUGCCAAGGUCACAGGUCAAAGACUCGGUGAGAUAAGAGUGAAAGUGCUGAAAAAAACUCCAGCAUCUUGAAUGUAUAUGCGGAAUAUUUUUAUUAUUUAUGCAGUAUAUUAGCUCUGUGGGAAAACAUUAAGAUCUAUCCUUCCAUACCACAGUGACUAUGACCAUCGGCUCUUUUGUUCAUUUUUAUUAAUGCCAUCUUGUGUUUGUUCCACAAGUAAGGUCCUUUUUAAAAAAAAAUUUUAACUUGAUUUGCUUGAUUUGCAUCAAAGUGAAAAACGGAAUAGUGUACAAAUGAUUUCCACCAUGUGGACACUGGCAGCUAAUUUAUUAGCUUAGAAUUUUAAUUAAUGAUGAUUUGAGUCACAUUUUAAACAUUUAAAUCUCAGCUUAACCUUUCAUCUUUGGCUGAAAGAGUGCCUGAUCGCUAAGAAAUAUCCCAGAUAUUUCCAGUUUACAUUUUAGUAUAUGAUGUAUCGAAUACAGACAUACCCAGGUACCAGUUAGGAUUGUCACAAUGUACGAUUUUUACCUCAAAUGAUUUUCAUGGUCAAAAUAAUUCACUGAUAUUAUUACAAAAUCCAUAAAAAAAAUCAACAAAAAGAAAGUCUGUAGGAAUAGCUGUACAGACAUGAAAGUAAUAACAACUACAAAAUUAUCAUAAUUUCAGUUUUAAAUAUCACUGUUAUUAUGAAUAACAUCUAUCCUGACACCUCUAGUACCAACAAUAUGUGAUAUUGUUUUAUAUGUUUGUAUUAUCAAUUUAUAGGUGGAUCAUUUUUACAUAAGAACGCUAAUGAACUGAGUGCACAGUAUGAAUCCAUUCAAGCACAAGAAAAAUGUAAGCAGAUCUGAAAACACAGUUUUGAUUUGCACAUUUUCAGUCAUCGUCAUUUCACUAUUUAAUAUGCAGUACUGAGAAAGUUAAAGGUUAUGCCGUGUUGGUCUAAUAAAAACUGGAAAAGCUUGUCCAAGAAAUGAAUAUUCCUUUUGUUUCUAUGCUAUUUUUCCAAAGUCAAAACCUUCUGUUUUUACUGGUUUUGUUGUCACAGAGCACAAAUGGCUGCUGUUGACUGUGAAAACUCAUCUAAUUACUUCUGCACUAACCGCUGGAAAUAUAGUAAUAAUAUUUAUUGUUGAAUAAAUCGAGAAAAUGUCA
Molecule: messenger RNA, 2150 nt
Organism: Maylandia zebra (zebra mbuna)
Lineage: Eukaryota; Metazoa; Chordata; Actinopteri; Cichliformes; Cichlidae
Gene: bmerb1
Product: bMERB domain containing 1
Biological process (GO): negative regulation of microtubule depolymerization; mitochondrial ribosome assembly
Cellular component (GO): membrane; mitochondrion; microtubule cytoskeleton
Source: RefSeq, a predicted model, not a curated record